UUAUUUUCAUUGAUAGAAGGGACAACCGCCAUUCUUACAUUGAAAACCGAUACCGGAAAGAUGUUCUCCGAACGAUUGCACCGUAAACAUUUGUCUGUAUCCAAGCAGUUUAUCACGUCAUGCCUUGCUGCCUUCUUCGGACCUUUCUCGUUUGGUUACAUCCUCGGAUAUAGUUCUCCUGCCAUCGCUGAAUUACUCAAGAGCAAGUUCUUACACGAGCAACAAGCUGCAUGGUUUGGUUCUAUGGUAACGAUCGGAGCCAUGCUGGGUGGACCCAUGGCUGGGUGGUUGGUCGAGAAAUACGGACGCAAAUACACAAUGAAUUUCAUAUCAGUACCGUUAAUUGUUGGUUGGUGCCUCAUCAUGGCCACUCCUAACGUUGUAUUAUUCUAUUUGAGCCGCAUUGUUAGUGGUGUAGCAAUCGGAAUGACUUGUGUUGCCUCACCUAUUUAUAUCGCUGAAAUUUCAACCCGAUCUCUACGUGGAAUGCUUGGCUCCAGUGUUCAGCUCAGUAUCACAGUUGGCAUUUUUGUGGCAUAUAUCCUAGGAAUGUAUAUGAAUUAUUUACAAAUGGCUAAGUUCGGAAUCCUUAUUCCAUUGCUUUCCUUCUUUUUUACGUUAUCAAUGCCGGAAACCCCUCGCUGGUUACUGUACAAGGGCCGCCGAAUCGAAGCCAUCCAAGCACUGACUAAACUUCGAUCUGUCAACUGCGACGUCGAGGACGAAAUCCGUGAUAUUGAAGAAGGAUUAGACAUACAAGAUAUAUCCUACAGAGACAUGUGGAGAAAACCAGAACUUUCCAGACCAAUCUUUAUUUCCUUAAGUCUAAUGAUUCUGCAACAACUGACUGGUAUUAAUGCCGUUCUCUUUUAUGCUGUUCCAAUAUUUAAAGAAUCUGGUUAUGAAAACCAAAGUUAUUUUGCAAGUGCCAUUAUUGGAGCCACACAGAUCCUAUUUACAUUCCUUGUUUCCCAAAUAAUGGAUCGUGUUGGACGUCGUAAAUUAUUAAUCAGUGGAGGAUUGAGUCUAAGCUUUUCUUGUUUUAUCCUCGGAUCUUACUACGCUUUGAAAGAACACAAUUAUCUUGUAGCGAAUAAUUUGAAGACUCUUCCUCUAAUCAGUUUAGUUGUGUUUAUUGCAAGUUUUUCCAUUGGAUGGGGGCCAAUUCCAAUGCUUAUUAUGUCCGAGAUUUUCCCAUCUCAUGCUCGAGGCAAAGCUAGUGCCCUUUCAAUAUUUACCAGUUGGUUGUUUGCAUUUAUAGUCACCAAAGAAUUUAUUACAGUGAAAGAAAGCUUGGGACCAGCAGAAACAUUCUGGUUGUUUUCCCUUUUUUCUUUUACUGGGGUUUUUUUCGUGUGGUUUGUGUUACCCGAAACAAAAGGGAAAUCUCUUGAGGAAAUUGAAUUAUAUUUCCUCGGUAGAAGUAUGCUAAAAAAAUAGCCUCUGAUGUAAUAAUAAUUCAUUUGUUCAUUAUUUUAGCCUGCAAUUUCUUCAUUCGAUGAAUAUUUACAGACUUUAAGGGAUUCAUGAGCUGGUUCACCCUCGGCCCAGGUCGAAAUUUCUCUUUAUUUCCCUACAGUAUUUCUUUAUAACUUUCUCAAUAAUGCAUAUUUUUUAAUGAAAUUUAGCUGGGAUAUGUUUUCAAGGAUUUGGAUUACGAUUAUGUCGGCAGUUUUAACCCCAUCGUUUUUUUUUUAAAGGAAUUUUAAAACCUUCUUCUCUCCUUCCGACUGUUUCCUCAUAGCUCUCUUUAAACAUUUUGCAGAAAUACGUUUUCGAGAGUUUUAAUUAUAUAAUAUUGAUGCUUCAAACAUAGCUGGUUUAAAAAGUUUUCUAAAAAUGCUAAAAUUAUGGAAAUUAGUACCAACAAAGUAAGUACCGAGGUGGGAGAAGGAACGGUCCUAAAAUACUCUAAAAAAUUGUUUUACUAAACUUUGAGGACAUAAUUGUAAUCUACACCCGCGAAAAUAUAUUUCGGCAAUAUUUGAUUUUUAAAAAAUAUACACUUCUCAGAAAGUUGUAAAGAAACAAAAUCGGGAGAUGGGGCACCAAUCUGCAUUUAUACCCAUUUCUCACUAUUUAUGUUUUUUCCUUCAGAUUUAUUCUUUGCUCUUGAUUUUCUAAGAAAUUGUUUAUAUUUCUUUGAAUGCGAGAAAAUAUUAGGAACUACUUAGAGAUUAUAGAACCGACCUCAGAACUUUGCUGGUUGUGUAAUUAAUAACUUAUUAAUAGUUAGUGUUAAAUUUAAACGCUACUUGCCAAGUGAUAAAUUAAGCAAAAACAGAAACUUGAGUUAGUAAGUAAAACUUGUCGGCUAUUUUAGGAACCCUCGGUUAAGCAGUUAACGACAUACUUUCGGUAGUAGUAUCGUGUCAACACCAACUGGUCGGGUCAAACACACAACAUACUAAACAUUUCUUGGUAUCUUUUUCGGUUUUAUAUGCACAACAUGAAAGCUGGACAUUAUUCUAAGCAUUAAUCGACUGGGAGGUAGGAAAGGAAAACAAUAAUUGAGGUGUUUUUUUUAAAGGUGGGGAGAAAGUUGUAAAGACCUUAAAAUUUUUUUUUUAUAUUGGGAAUGGGGAGGGAAAUCAGAAAAGAAGGGAGUCUCUUGUUGAAAUACAUCCAUUUGGACAUUUCCAAAUGGCUUUGAUCUUUCAGUUUAUGUUCACAAACUAAAUAUCUUUUUGUUUAUCAAAUGAAUUUCCACCUACUUCUCAUUAUAAUUAACAUUCUUAUGAGUAUUGCUACUUUUCGGGGGGUGGGGGUUAUUUUCCAUUUUGAUCAUAAAUUUCAUUGAUAAAAAUUCUUUGAUUCCUUUUUCUCGUUGAUGCUGUAAUUUUAUGAAUAUUUGAUAUUACAAUAUUCAUAAAAUUACUAGAAAUAUCAACAGGAAAAAUAAAAUGAAAAUUAAUUUGAUCAAGAAAAUCUAUGAACCAAAAUGUUGAGCCUUACACAUUUCUCUACCUUAGAGAUUUGCUACCAACUCUGCUGGUCAGAAAGCAUUGCAGAAUGACUGGUUACAUAGAUUUGAAGUUUCAGAAUUUUCCCAAACACAUGCAUUCAACAUUGUAUGUGUCGAGUAGUAGCAACAAAAGUAUAAAUACUGGACAACUACUUAAUGCACAAGUAUCUCCCCAAUCUCAAUGCUAAUUUCAACCUCAUCUCAGAACUACAACUUCCUCCUUUCUCUCGUUUCUCAUUCUCACCCCCUCAAUGCAGUUAUACACGUACAUAUACAUUUGUUCAUUGAUGAAGUAAAUUACAAAAAAGAAAAAAAAAAAGUAAAUACUGACUAGAGUUGCAGGACCCCCACCCCCCACCCUAAAGCAGGAAAUCUAAUUGACUGAAAAUCACAACAUUCCCCCUGAAACAGGAUACCAGUUGAUUGCAAGUUCACUCAUUUACAACUGGGUGGCCUGGGCAACAUGAAAUGUUUUGAUCAAGAACUCAACACACCACCUGGCCUGGGAAGUGUCACGAUGCUCUUGCAAUUCUGAGUGUCACGCCCUAAUCCCUCAACCACAUGCCUUCAUAUUAGUCAAGUAGAACUCAUGAUAUUGUCCCAUUUAUUAAUCAUAUAAUUAGUUUCCAUACUUAUUUACAAACUAAGUUUUGAGUUAUUAAGAUAUAAAUACAUAUAAAUAUUCUAUUUUUCUAGGUGCUGGUGCCACAUAAAAAGCACCCAGUCCAUUCUGUAAAAUGGUUGGUGUUCGGAAAUGUAUCCAGCUGUAGAAGCCAAGCCUAAACAGACAAUGGAACCUGGUGCUGCUCCUAUCAAACCGUUCAAUCCAUGCCAGCAUGGAAAAUGGACAUUAAGUGAUAAGGACUUCCUUGUUAAUUAUUUUUUAAGUAUAAGAUCAUUCCUUUCUUUUCUUUUUGCUUUUAGAACAAAUUAACAGCAAAUCAUUGUUGUUAAUUGGGGUGUGGCAUGAUGGAGUAUCUUGGUAAAUUUAUUCUGUUGUCCUUAAAAUAUUCAUAUCCAUUGUACAGGGAAUUCAAGUAACUAUUUGGAAUAUAAUAUCCAGGGUUUGAGGAUUUAAAAAAAAAAUUAUUUAUUUAACUAUUAAUCAUUCAAAAUUGGUGCAAAAAGAAUAAUUGGUUCUUUUCAUUUCUCAGAAAUAUCAAAUGUAUAUUUUAAUUUUCAUUACAUAUUUAAAAUUUGAAAAAUUUAGUUUUCUCUUAUAUUUUCUUGUUAAAGAUAUAAUUAACUUUUCAGCAUUGACAUUACUUUCACAUGUAAUGUUUGUUUAUUCAAAUUGUUUUGAAUUAAUCAUGCAUUAUGUUGUGGCUUUGAGAUUUUGAUGAUGUGACUGUUUACAUUUAAAAUGACAUUGCAAGGUAAGUGUGAAAGGAUGGAUCAGGCUGGUUUCAACUGAAAGCUGGGAGAAUAUUUGGGCCGCAUAUGGCCAGUUUAAAUGCUAAAGGGUUGAAGUAAAUUUGUUAUAAUUUAAAAUGGAAAUAUAAUUAUUUUAUUUAUAACUUAUACAUGCUGGGCAGGGUUUGGACGGGUCAACAGGAUGUUCAACAACAUCCUGUUGACCUGUCUAAUCCCCUACAAGUACAGAAGACAGACAGGAGCAGAUGAUGAGAAGCAACAUAUUUAUCAUAAUUAAUAUUAUCUACACUUCGUAAGAUGGCAUGCUGGCAGACUCGUUAGCACACUCGUUAACACACUGGGCAAAAUUCUGUGUGGCAUUUUGUCUGUCUUCACAUUCUGAGUUGAAAUUCUGCCAAGGUUGACUUUGCUUUUCAUCCUUUCGGGGUUGAUAAAAUAAGUACCAGUGAUACACUGGGAAUAAUGUUAUUGACUUAACCUCUCCCUGAAAGUGCUGGCCUUGUGCCAAAACUUGAAACCAUUAUUAUUUCCACCUAAUAUAGAAAUAAAAUGCAAAUAUACAAAGUAAUUAUAUUUUCAUUAUUAAAUUAUAACAUAUUUUACAUUCAGUAUAUUUUUAACAAAAAACAAAGAGAAAUUUUUCUUCUUUUAUUCUUCAUAAUACUCAUGUUUUUUUUGUAUUUAGUUGUUGUUAAUAAAUUACUUAUACGGUU
Messenger RNA from Octopus bimaculoides (California two-spot octopus), 5052 nucleotides. RefSeq names its product solute carrier family 2, facilitated glucose transporter member 8. Gene Ontology annotation, molecular function: sugar transmembrane transporter activity. The record is from RefSeq and is a predicted model, not a curated record. Gene Ontology annotation, cellular component: membrane. Lineage: Eukaryota; Metazoa; Mollusca; Cephalopoda; Octopoda; Octopodidae. Gene Ontology annotation, biological process: carbohydrate transport; transmembrane transport.